GUACAGCGUGACUGCUCCUCUUUGGCUGAUAGCGCCACGGAAGGUUAACGCUCCGUAGAAUGUGGUGCUGCCCCCUGCAGAGCCAAGAGGCUGUGAGUGUACAGCCGCUGACCAUGUCCCUCCGACUCCUGCCUGCUAUCGUUAUGGAAAACGACGAGGACGAUGAUGGGAACUUCACCAACUGGAUGAGCAGCUACUGGGGUCACGGAACAGAUGCCGGGCAUUCCAGAGAGAGGAAACGCAGUUUCAGACGGCCUUCGAAAGCUCACAUUGAUCGGAGAGCAUCACUCCCCACUGUGACACAACUGGACGCCAUGAAGCUAAACAAGAUCCACACCGCGACCAAGGCACCCAUUCCCAAAACGAGGGAAGAGAAGGGGGAGACCAGGCCCCACCAGAGGGUGUAUCGCAUCUCCUCGGAUGAAAACCGACCCAAGACGUCCAUCACCCCCAUCCAAGAGAUCACAGAGUCCUUCCAGAAGAGGCUGUGCGUCAAUCACAAGAGAACCAUGUCUCUGAGCGAUAAAGACAAGGUGUGCCUGAUUUGUCGUGAAGACAUGUGUAAGAGUGGAGAGGGAGUUCAAGAACUUCAGUGCACACACCGCUUCCACAAAGAGUGCAUGGAGCAGUGGAUGUGGAUGAGACAGACAUGCCCCACGUGCCGUGUCCAUGUCUCCGUGAUAAAGCCUCUCUACUGGUCUUCGUCCCGCACAACUAUCCCAUGAAGGCCACUGCACUCGCACCACCUGCAUGUUCAUUCCAGCGACCUACUGGCCCAAAGACCUCCUGCCUGUCCUAAUUACUCCCUCCCUCUGCACGAUCACACAGUUCUAGCUUCUCCUCUUGUCUCGGAUCCUCUGGGAGAGCAGACUUUGCCGCAGGCAGUCCGGGUAAAUGAGAUUUGAGGGGACUAUGUCACGGGAGAACCUUUGGCCAUUCUGGUGGCUUUGAUUCAGGUUGAACAUUUUAGGAGGACAUUUCAAGCACUGGACUGUUCACAUUAAAACUAAAGGACACAGAGAACUCAGCUCCAGACAACGGGCAGCUUAUUUGUGUUUGUAACCUCAAUGUGUUCAAAAAGUACCCUCAAAAAAUAUUUUGUCUGGUUGAAAAACGUUCUAGUUUGGGUUAGGUUGACAAACCCAGCCUUAGAUGGUUUGUUGUUUUUUCAGUUUAGCUUUCUCAAAUCUAGUUUGGUUUUGUAUCCUUUGGCCCCACCAACAAGAAGUUAGGGCAACAACGAUUUAACUGGUUGUAUACAAUCUACAUUGUUAAUCUGAAUAUACUAAAAAAAGUGGAAUUGCAUUGCAUUUAUUUAUUUUAGACAAAGAUCAUUUACUUCCCAACUUGACGGUACAGGUAUCAGCCAGUGUUGGUGUUUUUCACCUGCUCGAUUUAUGGGCAGUUCGAACAUGAAGGGUGCGGUUCUGGCUCUAGCUGGGAGGGACUGAUACAUGAAGACUCUGUCGCCGCGAGGACAUUGGGACGGGGAAGCAACGUAAAACACCGAGAAUAAGAAUACUAAAUGUUCCAAAACUCUCCAGUAACACCAUGAAAACCUGCUAGAAUUUUCACGAGUUGCAUAAAAAAAUCACUAGAAAGGUCUGACAAGUCUCUAAAGAUAAAAAAAAGUUGCUAAGACAACAGUGUCUCUACAACAAAAUGGGUCACGAUUUUUGACCCAGUAUUCGCUUAUACAUCCCCCAAAUCUGUUUAUUAAGGAUAAACCCAACAUUCAGGUUAAAGGAAAAUCCCAGCAGGUCUUAAAGAGUACUCUCACUGCUAUCUAUGAUGGUAUCAGUAGGGACUUCCACAGUUGUGUUUACUUGGUGUAAACCCAACAGUGUAUGUCUAUCUGUUGUUAUACUGUGGUACAAUAUGUGAAUUUCAGCUUCUUUAAUGGAGUACGUUGUUUAGUCACAUGAGUAGAGUAGCGUUGCACUGAUGCCAGCAUGUAAGGUAUGGGGUUGUGAGAGCUCUUAGUCUUUCUGCUAAACUAAGUUUGAGGUUGGCUGCCUGCUACUCUGUGUUUAAUAUGGCGGCAUAAAAUCAGGUAUCAGCCUCAUCUAACUCACAACAGAAAGGUGGAUAUUGCUAAACUAUGCCUGAAUGUCUGACAUUGAGUAAAUUGGAUGUUAUAAAGAUA
Messenger RNA from Fundulus heteroclitus (mummichog), 2146 nucleotides. RefSeq names its product leukemia NUP98 fusion partner 1 (gene lnp1). The record is from RefSeq and is a predicted model, not a curated record. Bases 60 to 725 code for a protein of 221 amino acids. Lineage: Eukaryota; Metazoa; Chordata; Actinopteri; Cyprinodontiformes; Fundulidae. The transcript has 5 exons.